UUGUGUGUUCAGUCGUCGGUAUCACAAGUUCGAAAGGCUGUUCGUGGAUUGGAUCAUCUCUCGUCCGUUUCUUUCCUUUUGGGGUACCCACCCAUCACAACUCAUAGCGCAUUCCCGAUGCCUUCGAAAGUCCUAGAAAACGGCACGGUCAUUACAUUCGACGAUGCGACUAAAUCAGUUCGAGUGUUACCGCGAGCCUCAAUACUGAUAGUCAAUGAUCGAAUCGCCGCCAUCACCGAUAAUGCCGAUGACCUGUCAAUCCCACCGGAUGCAGAAAUCAUCAAUGUCGAAGGCAAAAUUGUAUCGCCUGGAUUUGUGAACACACACGUGCACAUGUGGCAGUCUGUUUUUCGAACUCUAGCACCUGAUAUUGUUCUUGCGCAAUAUUUCGACUGGCUGAGUCAAAUGUCUAGCACAGCGACAAAACACUUUACACCUGAAACUGUCUAUGUGAGCUGCCUUGAAGGGUAUCUUGAGGGUUUGAAUGCAGGUGUCACGUCUUAUGUCGACCACGCACAUAACAAUUGGGGUCGCGACAUCGUCAAGCCUGGCUAUGAGGCGGCUGUGGAUAGUGGGGCGCGAGUGUGGUGGUGCUACGAUGUCACCGUCAACAAUGAAAAAUUCCCGGAGAUGGAGCAAUGGAAGACUUUCAGUGGUAUUGCGAAAGAGCCUGCUCCUUCGCGCAUUCAGUUCGGACUGUCCUUGGAUGGGUUGGCUGGGGAAUUCUCGACAGACACUGAGAUUCAUCUCAACAAUCUCAAGAACGCGACUAAGGAAAUGAAUCUCACAGCCAUAACGAUGCAUCACAUGGCGGGUCCCUGGCCGCAAGGCAACUCUUCCCCGUCACUCAUCACAUCCCAAAACAUACACACAACCAACAUCCCCAUCAUCUUCUCACACGCAUCAUUCCUAACAACGGACGACAUGUCCGCCCUCAACCAACAUAACCUCUUCGUCUCCAUUACGCCCGAAUCCGAAUGCCACUACGGCCACGGGCAAGCAACGGGUCAUCUGAUCUCGCCGCAAGCGUCUCUCGGCGUCGAUACAGCUUUCACCUUCUCGGGCGACAUGCUAUCGCAAGCGCGCCUCUGGCUGCAAACCGUGCGCAACACAAACUACCGUAAAACGCUUGACGCAGGCCUGAUCCCCAAUAAAACACCUAUGAAGGUGGAGCAGGCAUUCCUUCUUGCGACACGACAAGGCGGACUUGCACUGCGCCGGCCGGAUAUCGGUGUACUGCAAGUAGGCGCGAAAGCGGAUAUUGUGGUUUUCAAUGGCGAUGCGCCUAAUAUGCUAGGCUGGAGUGACCCUGUGGCGGCGGUGAUAUUGCACGCCAACUCAGGGGAUAUCCAGCAUGUGCUCGUUGAUGGGCAGUUUCGGAAGCGGGAUUUCAAGUUGAGUGGGGAAGGUGUGAAAUGGAGUUGGGACGAUGUCAAGUCCCGGUUCGUAGAGGCGGCAAGGGCGAUUCAACCACUUGUCAAGACGCCGGUGCCUGCUCCAGAGAAGCUGUGGGGGAUAGCGGAGAUGGGAGAUGUAGAUGUUGCAAGCACCGUUGUGGGAUAG
Messenger RNA from Periconia digitata, 1563 nucleotides. NCBI's taxonomy places the organism in Eukaryota, Fungi, Ascomycota, Dothideomycetes, Pleosporales, Periconiaceae. The record is from the annotation of a GenBank genome assembly.